AUGCAACAGGCACUACCUAUUUGCAUCAAAGUUAGCGCAGUAUAUUGUGGCGCGUUUCCGAGUGCUCCAGCACUCCAAUUGUUUGUGGGGUCGACGUUAUACACAUGCAGUGGAAAGGAUGGCAAUAAUUUCACGCACAUCACUACCUACUCACGUGACCAGGCUUGCACCCCGGCCAGUGAGGCAUCAAUUAGCGAUAACCUAGUACAAAGCGAUGGCCAUGGUAAAACCUCGAUCGUUUCACUACAACAGUUAGCGUCCAGCCAGUACCCUGCUGAUGGAGGCCUGACACGUGACGAUAUUUUAUACCUGGCUACUAGUGGAUCGUUGGAAGGCAAAUAUGUGUACGAGAAAAUCGUGUACCUCGAUGAAGUGCAUUUGAAAAGGUGCUCAUCGGUACUGGGUUACUCAUACGUGCCCUCCCAAACGUCCCAGUUGCUUAUUAGCGAUACCCUGGACCUUAAUGUGUUGAUUAAUCCUGCCGGUGCUUACGAUGCCUUUAGAAAGGGCUGCACUACACUAGCUCAAUAUAUUGUGCCCCAUCAUGUGGGACUCCCGGUUACUAGACAAUUGUUUGUGGGGUCGAUCGCAUACAAGUGCAAUGGAAAGGACGGCAAUAAUUACACGCAUAUCGCUAGCUAUACACGUGACGCGAGUUGUACUCAGGGUAGUGGGCAGGGCAUUAGCAAUGACCUAGUACAGUGCACUGGUCAUGGUCAGUAUGAAGUUAGCGAGCUGAAAGUGCUAGCUGCAAGUGGUUGGGAUGCUGGUUCUGGUUUAACCCGGUUCGAGGCAUUAUACCUGGCACUUAGUGGACCGGUUGAGGGUAAAUAUGUGUACGAGAGAGUGGUGCACCUUGAUGAGGUGCAUUUAUCAAGGUGCUCGUCAGUGCUAGGCUACUCAUACGUGACAGCGUCAUCGGCUACCUUGCUUAUUAGCGAUUCGUUAGAUCUCAGUGUUCUUAUAGCCCCUACCGGUGCUUUCGACGCCUUUAGGACAGGCUGUACCACAGUCUGCGAUGGGACUGGGUGUAAUUAUGAUCUGGCUAAACAAUUGUUUGUGGGGUCGAUCGCAUACAAGUGCAAUGGAAAGGACGGUAAUAAUAAUUACACACAUAUCCAGACGUUUUCACGUGACCAGAGCAGUACUCCACCUAGUGGGCAGACUAUUAGCGAUGACCUAGUACAGUGCACAGGUCAUGGUCAGUAUGAAGUUAGCGAGCUGAAAGUGCUAGCUGCGAGUGGUUGGGAUGCUGGUUCUGGUUUAAUCCGGCAUGAUACAUUAUACCUGGAGCUUAGUGGACCGGUACAGGGUAAAUAUGUGUACGAGAAAGUGAUGCACCUGGAUGAGGUGCAUUUAUCAAGGUGUUCGUCCGUACUGGGCUACACAUACGUAUCGCAAUCAGCCACCUUGCUUAUUAGCGAUACGCUAGACCUCAGUGUACUUAUAGCCCCUACCGGUUCUUUAGACGCCUUUAGGACAGGCUGCACCACCGUGUGUGAUGGGAGUGGGUGGGUUGGCAUAUUAGCGCCGGUGGUGCUCAGUCAGGGACAACCAAACCCAAGCUAUGACAACGUCAUUGUAGCCUGUUCACCAAAUCAACACAAUCAAAUAAUACAACUUAAACCAUUAGCUGGCUCCAUUUACCCCGCAGGAGCGUUCACCCAGGUGGAAACCCUUUGGCAGGCCCUGACAGGUCCAUUGGAGGGCCGGUACCUAUACGAAAAGUUGGUCAUCCUAAAUUCUGCCUUUCUCAAAAAGUGCUCAUCAAUACUGGGCUAUUCGUACGUGAGCUCCAAGAUUGCCACCUUGCUCGUUAUUGAUCAGCUCACACUGGCCCCGCUCAUUACGCCUACCGGUGCUUUCGAGGCGUUUAAAAAGGGCUGCACGACCAUUUGCCAGGGUCGGGCGUUUUUUGAUCCUCUCAUGCAGUGGGAAAUAGCCAGCCAG
Oppiella nova is the source of this 1950-nucleotide messenger RNA. The record is from the annotation of a GenBank genome assembly. NCBI's taxonomy places the organism in Eukaryota, Metazoa, Arthropoda, Arachnida, Sarcoptiformes, Oppiidae.